Molecule: messenger RNA, 1478 nt
Organism: Brachypodium distachyon (stiff brome)
Lineage: Eukaryota; Viridiplantae; Streptophyta; Magnoliopsida; Poales; Poaceae
Product: anamorsin homolog
Exons: 7
Coding region: 598-1206 (202 amino acids)
Biological process (GO): iron-sulfur cluster assembly
Cellular component (GO): cytoplasm
Molecular function (GO): iron-sulfur cluster binding
Source: RefSeq, a predicted model, not a curated record
ACACAAGGCUUUCUCGACGGGAGCUGUCAAAAAAAAAAAAGGCUUUCUCGACGGGAGAGUCACGACUCGACUCAGGGCGCACCGAGCUACCGACCCAAACCCCAAACCCCAAAUCACGUCCACCAGUUCCUCUUCCAUCCUCUGCUGGUUUAACCUAGCUGCAACCGAACGAUCGAUGGCGGCGGCGCUCGCGGUGACGGACGAGCUGGUGUUGCCGCUUCGCGCGGUGGAGGAUCUGGCAGCCGCCGCCGAGGUCUCGCGGGAGGAGGUGGUGGUCAUCACGCAAUGCGCCUCGCUUCUUGGUGAGUUCGUUCUCUUCCCCUUUUGGUUUGGACUAGAUCUGUUUUGCCAGAAAACCUUUCAUUGUUGGCAUUGGCAUGGUUCAGGGCGCGGGAAGUUGCCUUUUGAUGAUGCGUCAGUUGGUGCUGUUCUUUCUGUCGUAAAAAACGUAGAAAGCUUCGGAGAUCAAUUGGUUGCUGAAAUUAACCGGGUGCUCCAAGCUGGAGGAAUUUUACUGGUGCAGAGCAUCACUCCCUCCUCUAAUCAAAAGGAGGAAUAUCUGAACUGCUGAACAACCAUAUCGAGCGCAAGCUACUGAUGGGUGGUUUUGUUGAAGUGCAAGCUUCUGCUGCAAGCUCGCAGGCUAGUGAACAAUCUGUUACUGUGAGUGGUCUAGUGUCACAUUGCAUUAAGGCUGCUGUGCAGGCUUCACGCAAGCUACUGAUGGGAGGAUUUGUUGAAGCACAAGCUUCUGCUACAAGCUCACAGGACACUGUGCAAUCUGUUACUGUUAAGGCAAAGAAGCCCUAUUGGGCCAUGGCCUCUUCCUUUUCCCUGAAGAAAGCAACAAAAGCAAUUCCGAAUAAGCAAAUUGAUGAUGACACUGAACUGAUUGACGAAAAUGUCCUCUUGACUGAGGAGGACUUGAAGAAACCAAAGCUUCCAGUUGUUGGGGAUGGUAAGGUGAAAGCCGCAAGAAAGGCAUGCAAGAACUGUACUUGUGGCAGGGCUGAGGCUGAGCAGAAGGUGGAGAAGCUGGAGCUCACUGCAGAACAGAUCGACAACCCUCAGUCAGCCUGCGGCAGUUGUGGUUUGGGCGACGCCUUCAGGUGUGGUGCUUGCCCAUACAGAGGCCUCGCACCAUUCAAGUUGGGCGAGAAGGUUUCCCUGCCUAACAACUUCCUUUCGGCCGACAUAGGAUGGUAGAGAGCAGCAGUAACUGAUAGGGAACAUUUUCAGUUUGUUUGUUAGGAAGCUAGUACAUUGUUCGCUGUGAAGAAUGAGCAAUGCUUACAAUAAAACAAAAACAAGAAACAGCAUUAGAAGUAGGUCAUGUUAGAUGCUACCCUGCCACGCUCUUGCAUUGUCCAGAUUGGCGUGAGCUUGACUUUUCUGUAUAUCUCUAUUUAGUAUUUUUGUUUCUCAGACAUUACAAGUGAGAAAAGAAGUAGGGAGAAGGGCAUGAGAAGUUCAACCAA